Molecule: messenger RNA, 1465 nt
Organism: Lutzomyia longipalpis
Lineage: Eukaryota; Metazoa; Arthropoda; Insecta; Diptera; Psychodidae
Gene: eve
Product: segmentation protein even-skipped
Exons: 3
Coding region: 372-1283 (303 amino acids)
Biological process (GO): regulation of transcription by RNA polymerase II
Cellular component (GO): nucleus
Molecular function (GO): DNA-binding transcription factor activity, RNA polymerase II-specific; RNA polymerase II cis-regulatory region sequence-specific DNA binding
Source: RefSeq, a predicted model, not a curated record
ACAAAUUCUCCUACUCAACCCAGAGGCACAUCACUUCCCAUCCAACCAUCCACCACACCAAACAUUCAGCACCAGUGGCCAGUUGUUGUCGGUCGAACGCAAGAAUAUCGUGUGCUUCUCUCCUUCUCGAGCUAUCUCGUGUUUCAAAAAACUUUUUUCCCAAAGUUUUAUUUUGAUUUGGUUUUUACUCAAAAUUAUCCAAGAAAAAUAUCUCCACCCCCGAAGUGAAUUCUACCCUUAAAAACCGAAAUUAUAAUUCAAGUUUGAAGGAGUUUUUUGCACAAAAAAAGUGAUUUUGUGGAGACUGAAAUAUUGUCCAAAAAAAAAUAGUGCAAAAGGGGCUUCUAAUUGUAAGCACCGCGGACACUAUAAUGCAAGGAUUUCAUGCAUAUUCCAUUAACGCACCCAAAAGAGAUCAGCAGCAGCAGAUUAUAAUCGACCUGAUGCCUUCGCAGUACACAAAGUCUUCCACGCCACCACCCACGCCGCCUCUCAAUGAUGGAUCAAAUUCAAGUACGGACAAUCAAGCUCCAGCUGACCCAUCGGUACGAAGGUACAGGACGGCAUUCACGCGGGAUCAACUGUCUAGGCUAGAGAAGGAAUUUUUCAAGGAAAAUUACGUUUCACGACCAAGAAGAUGCGAAUUGGCGGCACAACUCAAUUUACCCGAAUCAACAAUAAAGGUGUGGUUCCAGAACCGACGGAUGAAGGACAAACGCCAGAGAAUUGCUGUUGCUUGGCCAUAUGCCGCUGUGUAUUCAGAUCCCGCAUUUGCCGCCUCAAUCCUCCAGGCGGCUGCAAAUUCCGUUGGACUCCCCUAUGGCUACCCACCCGGACAUCAUCUUCUACCCCAACUUCCGGUCAUAUCGCCACAGUUGUCAUCAAAUCACUUUUCCUACGGCUACCGCUAUGCUCCGUACCCCAUUCCACAACGAACUGCCGCAGCGGCACCCGUGCACAUGCCAACAUACCCCGGUGCGAUGCUUCCCGGCGGCAAUGGCAUUCACCCUGACUACACCCCACCAAUGACGCUACCAUCGCACACACCACCUCCACUUGGUAUGCAGAGUCCGGCAUCUCCGCACAGCGACGGUGUUUCCCUUAGUCCGGAUUUGAGUAAGCUCGAAUCAAGUGGGGCUCCCCCCACACUCAAGUGCAUCCCCGAUCCGCCACAGGGACUCCUCUCGCCACCUCAGUCGACAGACAUCAGCGGUUGCCAAACCACCCUGCCGAAAUUACCUGAAAAACCAAAAUUAUUUAAACCCUACAAGUCAGAGAUGUAAAAGUUCCAGCAAAAAAAAGGUUUUUAAUUUACAAUAGAGCCAGUAUAAAUAUUAUAAAUAAAUGUAUAGAUUAUUGUAUUAUAUAUAAUUAUUAAGUGUACUAUAUAGGUUAUCAAUUUUAGGAUUAAAGAUGAAAAAAAAACAUUUUACCAUUUUAGUGUAAAAUACAGAAUAAAAUAAGA